Messenger RNA from Helianthus annuus (common sunflower), 1568 nucleotides. RefSeq names its product dehydrogenase/reductase SDR family member on chromosome X. The record is from RefSeq and is a predicted model, not a curated record. Lineage: Eukaryota; Viridiplantae; Streptophyta; Magnoliopsida; Asterales; Asteraceae. The transcript is spliced from 10 exons. The coding region runs from base 188 to 1354 and encodes 388 amino acids.
CUGGGCUUCCAGAUACAAAUCUAUUUCUUUUCAAAUUUGUGGGCCCAGCACUGGAUUUUCAAUUCCAAAACUCCCAAAUCCGUUCAUCUUUGUAUAUCAGUCAUUCGGUUCAACUGUUCAUGGCGUCAAAUUGAUUCUACUGGAUUUUGUGUAUAGGUUCUUUGGAUUUUGUAGUUUGUAAAAAAAGAUGACACUAGUAAAGGAGCUAAUGGAAGCUAUUCAUUUUGCUUGCACCUUCUCAUUUUGGAGAAUGGGUAUUCUAUGGACGUUCGCGCUUUUAUAUUCCUAUAUAAAGUUGCGCACUCAAAACAUAUUCACCCGGAAAAAAACUACAUACCACCGGUCUGCUGUUUCACCUUUGCCUCCAAUGGCAUCAUCGUCAACAUCAGGCAAGACAUUUGGCAGACGUCUACCGAUCUGCAUCAUCACUGGUGGAACAUCGGGUUUGGGUGCUGCAGCCGCGUUAGCUCUUUUAAAGGAAGGCUUCUUUGUUGUUCUUGCUGGAAGAUCUUCCCAUAAGCUAUCGAAGGUUAUUUCUGACAUCAGAAGGAAGAACAAAGAAGCGCAUCUAGAAGGUUUUAAGGUUGACUUGUCAUCCUUCUCAUCGAUAAUGAAAUUCAAAAACUCACUUGAAAAGUGGCUUUUGGACUCCGAUAUGCAUCAAUCAGUUCAGCUCCUAAUAAAUAAUGCUGGUAUACUGGCAACUACGAGUCAACUCACUAAUGAUGGUCAUGAGAGGAUGAUGGGAACUAAUUACAUCGGGCCAUUCUCUCUGACACAAGUUUUACUCCCGCUUCUAAAGAACAGUCCGGUACCUUCACGUAUUGUUAACGUCUCAUCCUUUACACAUAGAAAUGUUUCAAGCUUUCGGCCCGAUCAGGAGACUGUUUCCGGAAGGAGCUUUUCAGAAUAUAAAAACUACCCUUGUGCAGAGAUCUAUGAGUACUCUAAAUUAUGUGUUUUGCUAUUCUCAUAUGAGCUCCAUCGACAACUUCACCUCACAGACGGGUCUCAACCAGUCUCAGUAAUGGCUGUGGACCCCGGGGCAGUGAAAACCAACAUUAUGCGAGAACUACCGUGGUUUAUUUCACAGGCUGCUUUUGCUUCCCUGUGGUUUUUGGGCCUUUUGCAGUCACGUAGGGUUGGUGUCUCUUCGACUCUUGAUGCCGCCCUUGCUCCGCCAGAAACGUCCGGUUUAUACUUUUUUGGCGGGAACGGUAGGACUGUUGAUUCGUCUGCGCUAUCUUACAAUAUCAAGCUUUCGAGAGAACUUUGGGCUACGUCUUGUGAUAUCUUCCAAGAUUCUCUGCUGAUUUACAAUAGAGAUUCUGUUUCUAGUGAGAAGGCUGAUUAACAGUUUAACACCCAAAACCGGUGACCCUUCUGUAUCUAGAAAAGAAAAACGUGUUUUUGGUAUUAUAAAGUGUGUUUAUGGUUCAUUUACCUGCUGGUAAUUUUCGACCGUUGGGGGGGUUCAUAAAAAUCUUUGAAACUGGCUGAACCGUCCAAUCCAAAAGCAAUUUAGAUUGGUUGAGAUUGUUAUGGUUAUGUUCACGGUUCCGUCCGAA